AUGUAAUAGUCGUUUUAUUUCAUGGGAAGUAAAGUCAUUGCACAGAUUCACGGGACAUCAAUGCAAGUUCAGGAUGUUAACAAGUGAAUGCACAUCUGUUGUGCGUAAUUACGCAUUUAAAAAAAAAAAAAAAAGUAUUUCUAAUCUGCACUUUGUCCAGUUGGGUCCCACCGCCUUGCUGCCAAUCUGAAGCCACUUCUCUGCUCUGCCAAGUGCUAUUUCAGGUCACUUGGGUCCGGUUUCAACUGCAGUGGCACAACUUGACAAACAGGUCGUGGGACCGCCUUCAGACCAACACCUGUAUUUUCCGAUCCUUUAUAAAAACGCACCCGAUCUUCCCACAAACUAGAAACCACGACAAGAGCUCCAGCAUUCAUCAGGGGCGAAGCUGACGUCGCCUGAUUUACAGGACAGCCAAUCCCCGCUGCAGCUUUACUGACAGGCAGACGCUCCUCUCUAAGCCGAUCAACCCGGAAUUAGAGCGCAGCUCUCGCAGAGGAGAAACCAAACAAGGCAAGAAACUCGGAUCGCUUUCAUUUCUGCUCCCGAAGAAACAACAACAACCUCUCGUCAACAUGAUGAUGCAGCUGCCAGAAUCCUACAUUCAGAAGAACUCCCUCUUCAACUCCAUGAACCGCUUCAUCGGCGCGGUCAACAACAUGGACCAGACCGUCAUGUUGCCCAGCAUGCUGCGGGACGUCCCGCUGGAGGAGGACAGGGAGAUGAGCUCCCUGAAGUCGGAUGAGGACGAGGGGGACAUGUACAGCUACUACCAGCUGCUCAAGUCCAUCCGCAGCGACAUCGAGUUGGGGGUGCGUUGCGCGGCGGCCGACGAGAGGCGCAAGGAGAGCAUGGCGAUCAGCCGCAUGAACUCGUCCGCGUCCAUCGCCUCCAGCGUGUCGCUGUCGUCGUCAGAGGAGGACGACGAAGAGGACGAGGAGGAGGAGGACGAGGACUUGCAGAAGCAGGUCCAGUACCACCUGACCGGGCUGCAAGGGGUGCUGUCCAAGCUCACGCUGCAGGCCAACUUUCUCACCAAGCGCUACAAGCAGGAGGUCGGGAUCGGCCAGUAACUGAGGAACUGAGAGCCCGACGUUUAUUUUCAUUUUCAUUAGACUUCUCUCAACGGGCCUUACUACUACUGAUGACAUUUGUGAAAGAACAUUUGAAU
Cyclopterus lumpus (lumpfish) is the source of this 1171-nucleotide messenger RNA. RefSeq names its product MID1 interacting protein 1b (gene mid1ip1b). The record is from RefSeq and is a predicted model, not a curated record. Gene Ontology annotation, cellular component: cytosol. NCBI's taxonomy places the organism in Eukaryota, Metazoa, Chordata, Actinopteri, Perciformes, Cyclopteridae. The transcript has a single exon. Gene Ontology annotation, biological process: regulation of lipid biosynthetic process. Bases 576 to 1073 code for a protein of 165 amino acids.